AGGAGAGGGAGCAUGUUGAGUAAUCUGCUGAGCAGUAGGGACACGGUGAAUUAGGUCAUUUUUCCCCCACCUGCUGCCUUCCACCUGAAAAGAAAAUCUGACAUUUACUUAUUUCCAGCCCCGGAUUACCUCCAAUUCAUAUUUACAAGCUAAGCUAAACAAUAUUGGAACCAAUUUUAGAAAAAAUUGGGAAAAAUUUUGCAACUGUAAAGAAAUCUGGGGUUCUUUUUGCGCAUAAUUUGCACACCAUAAAUUGAAUUUUCAGAAAAUCAUGAUUACAACUUUAUAUUAGAUAAACUGAAUUGAAGAGUGCAAUUGUAAAUAAUUAAUCAGGAUUGUUGAAACUAUAGUUCUGCAAAAUUUGCAUACACCGUUUAUUUAGGAAACCCUUAUAAAUUACAUACAUUUUUUCCCAAAUAAUAAAGUUCCUACACGCAAUUAAUCAAUUAGGUAGGUACUCCAUGCAGACAAAAAAUUGACACAGUGCUCAGCUAGCUCACACAUGAAUCAAACCAGCCAAACUACUCAAUUACGCAGCAACUAAAUAACUACGGUGCAUAUUUACAUAUUAUUAUUGAAAUAAAUACGUAAAUAUUUACUAAAUAAAGCAACAACAAAAUUUAUCAAAUACCAAUAAUCAAAACCUCGCAAAAAAAAGUGUAAAAUAGUGCGAAAUUCCAUAAGUGCACUUAUCGUAGGAGAUAUAAAUCUCAUACCAGUAGUGCUCGUUCUCGUUCCCGUCCUCGUAACCAUUCGUGCAUGUUCUCUGAACCAUUUUUUAUGUGUUUUAAUGGACUAGCGAAUUUUGCAUCAUCAGAGAGUGAACAGUAUCGUCGUCAUCAGAGUCGCAUGCAUUCGUGCCAUUCUUAUUCGCACUAGUUAAAUGUUAAUGCGCGUCUCGUCGUAAUGUGAUCUCUCUCUCUCUCCAUAAAAAUAAAUAUCUCGCCUGUCUGUCUGCCUGGUCCUCUCCUCUACAUUUAAUCAGAGCUAAAGUUAAACUGUGGAUAUAACGCGAUAGGAAAUUUAAACCAUUUAAAUUUAACUGUACUUUGUUAGUACCAGGAAAUCAGCAUGUCUCAGCAGGAGCUGCACAUCAUGAUACGCCUCUUCUCACCUACUUUGCAAAAUUACUACGCUGUCACAAAAUUAUGCUUUUGUUUAUUAAGAAGUAUAACAAACUUUACAUAAAUUGGUGCCAAAAUGUUUGCUCAAAGAUUCGCGUAUGAAAAUAAAUUAUUUGCAAAAGUGCUAAAAGUUUGAACAUGGAUAUUUGUGAUCUCCAAUCAGAGAUGGGAAGAUAAGGGGGUAUUUUUCUUAUCGCAUCAUCUUCGACAAAGUCUGCUGGGGAAUCUGAAAUAAUCUGAAUAGAAGGAGGGAUGCCGACUGAGCCGCCCCCACUGCGUCGUUCUCUUCGUGAGAGACGCUGUUCCGUGAAGCACAGCGAGUACUACGGGAGCGCCACGGAGACCGGAAGUCACUCAAAGUCUUCUCCCAGUAGUAGAAGGAGAGCUUCCUCCACCACCACGACCGGAAGUGCAGGCCCACCACGACUCACCCCACUCUAUGAUUCGCCACCUCUUCUGGAUAUCAAACCGAUCGUAUGUCUGUUACCACCGACGCUUUCAGACAGCCGAGGUCCAACUUCCGGUUCCUCUUCAGCGUCCUCCCAACAACCGCUGGAAAUCUGCACAUCGCCCAAGAUGCCACUGUUACUUCCUCCCCCACCACCACGCCCACCACCCCGCGACCGGAAGUGCGAAAUUGUCCACGCCACGUACAAAAAGAUCCGAAGAGCUCUCCGAGAAGAGAAAUCCGUUCAAGUGAAGAUACGGUGGGCUCAAAAUAGGGAACAAUUAGAUCGUGAUCUCCAAUCGCACAAAAGUUUUUCGCACCUCCACAACGCGGCGAGAUUGAUCCGACGAUCUUCCUCCACGUCCGGUGGUCCAGAAGCUACUAAACCCAAGGUGAAAAACCACAUUAAACACUUCCCCACGCCAUCCACGACCGGAAGUGGUCCUCACGAGAUGGUGGGUCCCGUCGUCUCGGUCACACUGUUCACCUCGCCGAAAGGGCAAAUCCCCCCGUUUAAACCGCCUCCAGCAGAAACGACGCCAGGAAAGCAGCGAGGUCGUGGGCGCCCGAGAAGGAAAGUGGUUUCGACACCCGCGACGGCGUCUUCCACUCCACCGGAAAUCGUUCUCUCGUUGACGCAGAAGGUGCACGCGGCGACGUUGCCGUGGGUGCAGCGGAUUCCACCCGUCGUGUCGUGGACGGCGAUCCCGUUCAACGUGGCGGAAGAGGAUGGCAAGUUCCUUACCAAUAUCCCAUUUCUGGGCGAUGAGAUUAUCGACAAGGACAGCAAGUUCAUCGAUGACAUGCUUAACUUGUAUCAGGGGAAUUUGCACGAUUUAACGAAUCGAUCCACGACGACGGCGAGUCUUGUGUCUCCGCCACUCCCCACGACCGUUUCGACGUCUUCUGCACCUCCAUCCACGCCCUCUCGCCUCGACGACCACAUCCUCCUCCUUCUGGUCCAAGAGUUGGAACAAAUCCCAAAAUUUGCUACAAACUUGUCGCAACCGAGUCCCCUCAUUUUCACCGCCAUCGCUGCUACGCUGCCCGGAAACGGAACGGGACCAGACCUCGCUGCCCGGUACAAAGCAAUCCUGGCGAAAAAUAUUGUGGCAGCGAGAAAUAUGGGGUCACCGCCACCAGCACCGCGCGAACAGGACCCUGCGACCUACGCGAUUCCGAACAUUGAUGGUCCACACGCAAAGGACUUGCCGCGAGAGGGGUCCAUGCACGCUUUUCAGUACUUGUUCUGCCGGCGGUGCUACCAGUACGACUGUCCCAGAGGGCACAAUGGUGACGACCACAUUGACCUCAACACUCGUCGACCUCAAUCCUCGACCACUCCUUCUCAAUUCUUCUGCCAAAACCCGACCUGUUUCCGGAUAAAGUCCGAAUUUCCUCCUCCCCCCGAGGUGGCGGAGGAGGUGGUUUGGACGGCUGGGGAGAAAUCCCUCUUCCGCGCCAUCCUCCCCUCCUUCCCCGACCCCUGCUACAUUGCUCACCUCCUCCUCACCAAAACCUGCGCCCAGGUCGCCACCUUCGUCUCCAUCCACACCCCCCAAACGACGACACCCCUCCCACCGCCCCCACCUCUCCAACCACCACCGCUGCCUCCUCCUCCUCCUCCCCCUCCGACAUCCGCCACGAUGAAGAAACGCUCCAAAAAGUCGGGUUCCUCCAUCUCCAAGAAAAACCUGUCGCGUCGUUGGAUCAACUCGGUUCGGAUGCGGACGACGAACUCGGCGACGGGGAGUGUCCCCCUGCCCGCGAGAUUUAUGCCCUGCGCCCAUCGCCACGAUGACGCCGACACGAACGGGACGUCCUGCUGCACCGAGAAGAACCCGGCCUGUUACUGCGCCAAGAAUGGGACGAGCUGUGAAAAGUUUUGCAGCUGUCCGCCAACCUGCAAGAUUCGAUUUCCUGGGUGUCGCUGUACCUCGACGUGUGACUCGCGAAGGUGCGUCUGCUUCGUGGCGGCGCGGGAGUGCGACCCCGACCUCUGCUCAGGCUGUGGGGCGAAUGAGCUCGACCCCAACAAGGUUUCCUGUCGAAAUGUCAACAUUCAAAAAAGACUUCAUAAGCACCUUUUAAUGGGGCCGAGCGAUAUUGCUGGUUGGGGGAUUUUCAUCAAGGAGGACGCCCAACGGGGAGAGUUCAUCGCCGAGUAUCGUGGGGAAAUCAUCUCCCACGACGAGUCGGAGCGGAGAGGUCACUUUUACGACAAAAUUCGCCAUACUUUCCUCUUCGAACUUAACGACCACUUUGUCGUGGACGCGAUGCGUAAAGGGAACAAGGCGAGAUUCAUCAAUUCCUCAAAGACUCCAAAUUGCGAGGUCAAACGGAUGCUGUGCAAUGGCGACCACCGCAUCGGAAUUUACGCGAAACGCUUCAUCGACGCGGGCGAAGAAUUGUUUUAUGAUUAUGAAGACGUGCUGGAGAAGCAGCAGCGAGUGGCUGCCACGGCGUCACUGCGGAGCGGUCCCGUCGCAGCGUCGUCAUCAACGACGCCCUCCUCGUGUCCCCUUCCUCCUCCGCCGCCGCUGGGGGGAACUUCCAGCAAAAAGUAUUAGGCAAACCUGCCCCAAUUUCGUCCCCACAGACUCAAAGUCAAUCAUGCCACGUGCUAAAUAAUUAAAUUAAGUAUGGUGUUAACUAAAAUUGUGAUUGAAAGAACAACCUCUGGUCAUGCGAAUUCCACGUGACCACUAAUUCUAUAGUCAAGUGAUGAUUUUCUAAUCCUCGUGAACCGUAAUCUUGCCAAGUUUCCUAAAAUCAUUGAUAUACAAAUGAUGUGUUAAAAACUAUUUCGUGAUAAGUUUCCACAUUUCAGAAUUUAUCAAAUUGUUAAUAUGGGCGUUAAGGUGCUGUUAAAAUACAUGUUUCCCCAUGAAUGAAUUACCAAGAUCAGUCUAGUCUAAUAAAUAAAUAAAUCAAUCAAUCAA
Folsomia candida is the source of this 4514-nucleotide messenger RNA. Its product is annotated as histone-lysine N-methyltransferase EZH2. The record is from RefSeq and is a predicted model, not a curated record. The transcript has 10 exons. NCBI's taxonomy places the organism in Eukaryota, Metazoa, Arthropoda, Collembola, Entomobryomorpha, Isotomidae. Bases 1377 to 4142 code for a protein of 921 amino acids. Gene Ontology annotation, biological process: chromatin remodeling. Gene Ontology annotation, molecular function: histone methyltransferase activity; protein binding.